AUAAUAUCGGUUCCAUAUCUCUUUCCCACUCACCCUAUAUUCCUCAUUUUCUCUCUCUACAAAAUCUAUGCUCCCCUCUCUUUAUUUUAUUUUUCUCGACAUCCAAACACUCCCUCCACACUUAAAAAUUUUGACACUCUUUUGCAGUCUGCUCCUUAUAAAAUCUCCCUAUCUUUAUAUGUAUCCAAUGACAAGUUACUAUAUUGAACACUAAGCUUUCUUUUAAAAGCCUGAAACAUUUUCCAAUGGAAAAUGACGAUAACAGAGGCGACAAGAAGAGAGCCCGGGAAGAGUUUGAGAAUUUUGAGUCAGAGGCUAACUCGGUUCCCUUUUUAAAACUCUCUCGAGUCGACUCGUCCGAGUUCACUCGUGUGGAAUCCGCCCUUGAUUACGUGGACGUUCAGUUGCCGGAGUCAAAGCAUAUCCAGGAGGAUUUGCUGAACUUCCUGGACGAUUCCGACCCGGUCAUUGGACCUGGACUGGGGAUUCAGGGACUUGACUCGGUUCUCAAAAGUUUCGAAGAAGAGAUCGUAGUUCCGGCUCAGGCGACGCUACCGGUAAAAUCGUUGGAAACCCGCAAGUCGAAGCCGGAUCUAGGGUUUCUUUUAGAGGCUUCGGAUGAUGAACUGGGUUUGCCACCGAGUUUUUCGUCUGUUGAGCAGGGCGUUGAUAUAGAGGGAAGUGUAGAGUUAGGAGCCGAUGGAAUAGAGGAAAUGAUGGGAUAUGAGUUCCCGAUUCCGAGUUACGGAUCGUUUGACUUCGGAAUCAGCGGUGACUCAGAUGCCGACAACAAAAAUCAUAGUAAUAGCGGUGAUUUUGUGGCGUUAGGAGGCUUGUUCGAACCCAUUGUAGAAAUUUCGGAGCUAACCUCGUGACCUGAAUCGCUUUGCGCACUACGGUGCCGUUUGAUCUAAAUCUUUUCUUUUUUUGAAAAAAAAUAGUGGAUAUGUAGGCCUGUAAAUCUUGUUAAUUACUAAAAUGGUAAAUUAAAGGAAAAAAAAAUGGGUUGGAGGCGGAAAGACGGAAAUAAAAUUGGGAAUGCAAAGUGGUUGGUGAUAAA
Molecule: messenger RNA, 1060 nt
Organism: Gossypium arboreum
Lineage: Eukaryota; Viridiplantae; Streptophyta; Magnoliopsida; Malvales; Malvaceae
Exons: 1
Coding region: 246-875 (209 amino acids)
Source: RefSeq, a predicted model, not a curated record